Molecule: messenger RNA, 739 nt
Organism: Apaloderma vittatum (bar-tailed trogon)
Lineage: Eukaryota; Metazoa; Chordata; Aves; Trogoniformes; Trogonidae
Product: integrin beta-5-like
Exons: 5
Biological process (GO): cell-matrix adhesion; cell adhesion mediated by integrin; cell migration
Cellular component (GO): cell surface; focal adhesion; integrin complex
Molecular function (GO): integrin binding
Source: RefSeq, a predicted model, not a curated record
GAUUAUCCUUCCCUGGCACUUCUUGGGGAGAAACUCACUGAAAACAACAUCCACCUGAUUUUUGCUGUUACAAAAAGUCAUUACGUCCUUUACAAGAACUUCACUGCCUUGAUUCCUGGGACAACAGUGGAGAUUCUGCACAAAGAUUCCAAGAAUAUCAUCGAGCUCAUCGUCAAGGCCUACAACAGUAUUCGGUCCAAGGUGGAGCUCACGGUCUGGGACAGCCCUGAGGACGUUGGCUUGACCUUCACUGCCACGUGCCAGGAUGGGUUGUCCUAUCCUGGGCUCAGGAAGUGCGGGGAUCUCAAAAUAGGAGAUACGGUUUCCUUCGAGGUGGCCGUGGAGGCGCGGAGCUGCCCCGCUGACCGCACCUCCCACGCUUUUACCAUCAAGCCUGCCGGCUUUCGGGACACUCUGGAGGUGACGGUGACCUACAACUGCACCAGCCGAGCUGCCCCAGCCAGCGGCAAGUGCAGCGGCAACGGGACGUACACCUGCGGGCUCUGCGAGUGCGACGCCGGCUACCUGGGGGCCAAGUGCGAGUGUGAGGAGGGUGCCAGCGGGGACAUGCACCAAGCCAUGUGCCGGGAGGCAGAGGGCAAACCCCUCUGCAGCGGGAGAGGGGAGUGCAGCUGCAACCAGUGCCUCUGCCACGAGAGCGAAUUCGGCAACAUCUACGGGCCCUUCUGCGAAUGCGACGACUUCUCCUGCGCCAGGUACAAGGGAGUCCUCUGCUCAG